AUGGUGGACCUAAUCGUGAAAAAUCUUACUGAACCAAUUUUUGUAAUGCUUCGGACCCCAUUCACACCAGUGUAUGAGGUAACACCUUUCACUCCUGUAUGGUGGGAUUCGUCUUCAAAUAAUGGCUCCGGAGGAUGGUCCUCAGAAGGAUGUCAGUUCAGGCAUCAAUUGCAAGAUCACGUGGUAUUUUCUUGCGAAAAUUUUGGUUACUAUGGUCUCUUGCAAGACGUUACCUAUGUUGAGGCUAUGAAUGUUGGUGGCAAGUUCAAACUGUCACAUCCAGCUAUAUAUGUGGGAACAUUCAUUUUAUUUACAUCAUUUUUAAUAGUUAUUCUUACUUAUUUGUUGUGUUAUGUAAGUAUUCAGAUGCCCAAAAAAGCUAAGCAUUCAUUAAUUAACAUGUGGAUAGCUAUAUCUCUGCUUUGUUUCAUGUAUGUGUUUGGAAUUUAUCAGACGGAAGAUGUAAAAAUUUGUCAAAUGGUGGGAAUGAUACUGCACUAUUUUACGUUAUGUUCUCUCCUCUGGAUGUGUGUUGGUGUAAAUUGUAUGUACAAACGACUGAGCAAAAAUGAUAUUAUUAGUCUUCAAGACGAUGACUUGCCAUCAGAUCGACCGAUUCAGAAACCAAUACUGGGCCUUUAUCUAGUUGGUUGGGGAAUUGGAUUAAUCAUCUGUGGUUUGUCAGCUGCUAUCAACAUGAAUGAAUAUGCCUCAUCAACUCAUUGCUUCCUGAGAUCUGGACCUGCUCUCAGUGCUUUGUACAUACCAUUUUUCAUACUGUUGAUUUUUAUCUUUGUUUUAUUUUUAUUAAUAAGGUGUGCCAUAUACAACAUCGACACUAAUGGGCAUUUGAGUGAAGGCACGCAAGCUACUGAACAUGUUGACUUAGAUUUAUUGGAGCCCAACUUUCCAAACAUAGAUAGUCAAAGCUUCAGAAGUGUAUCUACUAAAACUGGUUCCAGCGAGGUUGAAGAUCCUGAGCAUGCUCCUUCUGCACAGCUGAAAGCCCAUUUGAUUUUUCUCUUGAUUUAUAUAAUGACGUGGCUCAGUUGUGCAUUUGCUACAGUACCGCCUUUCCAUAUAGUCUCAUUUGAAGAAGAUUUAUUUAGCAUCGCUUUUGCUGUUUCGGCAACCACUCUUGGAGCAUUUACCUUAUUUUUCUAUUGCGUGGCACGGAAUGAUGUCCGCACCCAGUGGGUUGUUUUUGUGAGAUGGAUGAAACGUAAACGAAUUUGUUAUGUUCGAUCCAGAAGCAUUUCUGAUACCAUUCUUAACAUUCCUCAAAUACAAAUUCAGCCGUUACCGUUGCCACCGGUUUGCGAAAUUGAUAAUCAUAUAAUAUCAAGAUCAACCAGCAGGAGUUCCAGUCAUACCAAAUCGAAUUCUCAUGCCAGUAAUAUUCUGAAAGGUGCUGUGGAUUUGAACGGAAGUUUUAGUGACAACCAGACUGGAGCAAAAAUAAACAAUGUUAACUUGGUCGUACUCCAUAGAGCACAAUAUAGAUCCAAUACCAUUCCUAACAUCAUAGAAAAUCCAACUAACGCCGCUGUAGUAUUUUAUAAUCCUCAUCAGAGUACGGUGGCAAGAAAGUUUUUCAAACGACAAAAAAGGAAUAUGUUGAAAAAAAAUAAUUUGUCCAAGCCACCAAGGGAUAUCAACAGUGACACUGCAUCAGUGUUUUCAGAACCUAGGUUGAAAGUGAGGAACAGCUCUAACCAAAAUAUUUUCGGAACUAAUUCUAAAGUUAAUAAUACAAAUAUUCAUGUAGAACAUAAACAGAGGAUUCAGCAGAAAAAUCCUAACAUAUUCUCAGACAGUGCUGAUGAAUUUGAUUCGGUUGCUAAUAUACCAGUGGAAAAAAUGCUCAUUGAUGCUGAGAGGUUAGGAAAAAAAGAUUUAAUCAGACAAAAAAUGAAGAAAAAGCAUAAUAUUCCUUGUAAACAAAUUUCUGAAAAAGCCGAAAAUAACAUGAGGUCAAUUUCACAGCAGUGUACUCUGGAAUACAGUUCUGAAACAAUUUCUGAUUCUGUUUUGGAUAAAACCAGCCCAGAAAAGACGUUGUUACCUAACCAGGAGAGUUUUCUAACCGAAACAAGUGGGGCUAUCCCUUCAUUUCGACGGGAGAAUAGUCCUUUCAGUAUUCUGACAGAAAAUGAUCCCAAUUAUUGUCAAAUAAAUGAUCUGAGGUUAGAUAGUGUGCGGAGAAACCAAUAUUUUCCUAAAUCUAGCCACGGUGCAUUUGGAAUUGAAGGUAAUAAAAAACCAUCUGAGCUCAGCUCAAGUGCAGUAGAAUCUAUGUGUGGAAAUUCUACCCGUCGAAUAUAUAUCAACCCUUCUCACGACUUGAGAUUGGGUAGAGCUGAUGGUCAAAGUAGAGCUAGUAGUGUAUCAGUAAGUGAUCUAGAUGAACUUUAUCAACAGAUCAGGAGAGGACCACAACCCAAAAGAUCAAGAAACCUUUAUAGCUUGUCACGUGCUAGCCCCUGUCUCUCUGAUUCUGAGAUCAAUUCAUUUGUGAGUGAUGUAAAUCAGCUUCGCAUUACAUCACACAGUCAUGAUGACUUUGAUCAUUUUAGUGAUGUAGAAACAACAGUAUAGCAUAUGCAAGUUGAAUAAUUAUUUUUUAUUUUUGACGUGUUAAUUCAACAUAAAUACUCAUUACAGUUUUGUUUUUCAAGUUUUCCUUCAAGAUAUUUGUAAUUUUUUCUUGAUGGUUUGAUGAUCUGACAAUAAAUCAUAUUUUGAAUUUUGUUUGGGAUAAGAAUCACUUAAUUCUUAGAAAAUCAAUAAUGCCAUCUUCGGGAUUCUAAAAAAAAAUAUUGACCUGAAUUUUUUUAAACAAAAGAUUAGAUUUCAUUUUAUUGUUGAUUACCAAAUUUUGAAGCUGUUCAUUAUGAAAUGUUCUUUCAAAGAACAUAGUUGGUUCAUUGGGGCAUCAUAUAGAAUAUUUCAUAUUCAUUACAAUAAAUUAACAUUGUUGAAAUGGAGACAGAUCUUGAAAUAAAAUGAAAAUAUUUUUCAAAACGACAUAAGUGGCAGAAAGUCUUUACUAUUUGAUGAAAUUAAAAACGAUACUAAUUCAAAUCAUUCUGGAUGUCUGUGGCUUGCCCCAUCUCACUAGUGUUGAGACAAAUAAUUACAUUAUAAUGGAGGUACUUGGUGUGACACAGUGACUUGAUAGAGCAAAGAUAAUUUUCCUAUGGUAUCACCAUUAAAAUAAUUCCUGAGCCGCAUGAGUCUUGAUAUUGAGUUGAAAUAUCCAUUAGUUGUAUGAUGAGUAAUUCUCAGUCAGACAAAGUAAUUGAAAGAUCAGAGUUUAUAUCAUUGCUAAUUUUUUUUAAAAAGAUCAUUUGUAAUCCUGCAUUCCAAUGAAUUGAACGGAUUCAAAGAAUUCUAGGUGGUUCCAUACAAAAAAAUUUUUUGUAUGUACAAAUAUGUAAAACAUUAUUUUCAACCCAUUCUAUUCUAUGUACAUGAACAGUGUAAUGAAUAAGUUGAUGACUUACUAAUUGUUGAAGUUCAUGUGAGGAACAGUGGUAAGAUGUUUAUUGAAAAUAACUUCUAAAUCACCAACUGCUAGUCGGUGAUUUAGACAACUUGAAUAACAAUGGUUUUUAUGGAACUUCUGAUGUAACUGUAAUAAGACGUGAUGUGAAAUGCUUCAAACUUACAAUUUGUGUCUUUUGAGUGGAUAAAUUUCCAUCCAGGGUCUCAAAAUUAUCCGGAUGCCCAAAUUUCUGUAAUUUGAUUACAGAAGAUUCAACCAGUAUAAAACCUUAGCUGUCGUCCAAGAAUCGAAACUACUAUUGCUGCGAAACUUGGACUAAACUGAUGCCUCAACUCUUUCGAAAAAUCUUUCAUUACCUGAGUUGUUUUUGUGUUGUUGGUAAUUUAUUUUCUUCCCUGACCUCAACUAGUUUCUCCAUAGUUCGUUUUGUUUGAUAAACCCCUCCAUGAUGGAAGCAAUAGGUUGUAUUCAGUUCUAUAUCACUUAAGUGUUUUAAUUUACUAAUACAAUUUUAAAUAAAAUAUUAUAUUGUGAUUAAUGGUAUUUGUAAAUUGUGUUUUUUUUGUCUUCUAUCAAUAUACUGUAUUUACAUUCCAAGUCAUUCCAUUUUAUACAACAUACAUAAUGUAAAAAUUUUAAUGAAAUACGAAGUAACAGGUUUAACUAUUCAGGUAUAUUUAAUACUAGAACCCGAGAAAUAAUAAACUUAUUACGAAUUAAUUGAUCAUCAAACCAACUCCAAUUGUAAUUAUUUGAGAAGAUUAAUUGAUUCCAGCUGAUUCAAAAUUAUUGUAAAAAUGAUUUAGAUUACAUAUGAUCUAGCCCCAAGAAUUGAAUUGAAAAUCAUUGAAGUGAUUUAAAUUUGAGUGUUAUUUGAUUUUGAAGUACAAUUUCAGCGCAGUGUUUACUUCAAGAACUAACCUCAAGAUGACUGAAAAUAUAAUUUAUUUUAUUACAGAGAAAUAUAUAAGGAAUUGAUUGAAGUGUGUAAAGUGACUCAAUAGUAAUAUCCUUGGGAAAUUUACGAAACCUUUGUAGAUAUGCACAAACGACGGGGAUAUAUACUUGUGAUUACAAAUGUAAUUUCUCUGUAACUUUAAAAUGUAAGAUUUAUUGCACAAAUCUUUGACGAUUUGUUGAUAGCUGAAAACGAUAACGCUGAGAGUUCACUUAGUAUGCAGAUUUGAAAUUGUAUUAUAGAUGUUUAUAAGCAUAGAUAUACUGUGUGAUCAUUGAUAUUUAUUUAUUUACAUUUGUAUAAAUGGUUAUGUUAUGGUUUAUUUAAUUCACCAACAAAAUAUGUGAGAUCAAACAUUUAAUUAAAUAUCAAAUAAGUAUUAUUCUGAUUUUCCUAUUGUAUAUUAUUUUCGUGUAGUAGAAAAAUUUCAGUUCCUGAAGUAUUAUAUCGAUUUCUAGUAUCUAAUGGCGAUUGAUAUUUGAAAAUACUCGAAAAAAAAGAAGGCUUCCUAACUAUAUUCUGUGAAUAUGUGAAUCUUUACUUCAAGCAAUCUUCUCUGCUCACAAAUAUUUGUUAAAUAUUAGUCAACAUCAUUCUAGUUUUUUUUUCUCUGACAGUGCUCUUUAUUAUAUUAUUUAUGUAACUUGUAAGCUAUUUUGCUCCUUGAAAACAUUUUAUUUAGAUGCCUCAAUUUGCCUGGCUGAAUACAGUGUUUAAAGAGGAUAUAAAAUAAUGUGUAUAAAUGAAUUGGAUUUCAUUUGGAUUCCAAUUGAACACACAAUGUGUCACAUCGAGUUUCAUUUAGAAGAUUGUGAUGAAGGAGUGAAGUUAUCAUAACAUAUUUGAAUAAAAGUUUUACAAAACAAUGUAUUGGACUUUCUGAUAUACUGGAUAUCCAGUAAAAGCAUGAUGUAUCGAUAUUAGAUUUUUUAAAAUUGAAUGAGAUAUGAGAUCUGGCGGGUUCUACCAAAAGAGUUCUUUUAAAAAAUAUAAGAUUGUAUAGGUAUACACCGAGCGGUUCAGAAGUUAUUCCAAAAAUAUUG
This is a messenger RNA of Leptinotarsa decemlineata (Colorado potato beetle), 5509 nucleotides long. It is a transcript of the gene Remo, whose product is annotated as Remoulade. The record is from RefSeq and is a predicted model, not a curated record. Gene Ontology annotation, molecular function: protein binding; G protein-coupled receptor activity. NCBI's taxonomy places the organism in Eukaryota, Metazoa, Arthropoda, Insecta, Coleoptera, Chrysomelidae. Gene Ontology annotation, cellular component: plasma membrane. Gene Ontology annotation, biological process: cell surface receptor signaling pathway; G protein-coupled receptor signaling pathway.